Nymphalis io (European peacock) is the source of this 1855-nucleotide messenger RNA. It is a transcript of the gene Dip-C, whose product is annotated as xaa-Pro dipeptidase. NCBI's taxonomy places the organism in Eukaryota, Metazoa, Arthropoda, Insecta, Lepidoptera, Nymphalidae. Gene Ontology annotation, molecular function: manganese ion binding; metalloaminopeptidase activity. The transcript has 13 exons. The record is from RefSeq and is a predicted model, not a curated record. Bases 256 to 1686 code for a protein of 476 amino acids.
UCACUAAUCCGUUGUCAGUUAAACUACGACUUUUGCCUACGCAUAACAAUACGCAUUUUCAAUAUUGUUUCAAUUGUAAUUUCAAAUUUGUUUUCUAUUUGUUUGUAAAUACUUCAUCAAUCUUGCAGACUUUACAGACGUAAAUAAAUUGAGAUCUCAAGGGCAAAAGAUAAAGAAAAUCGACAACAAUUUAUCUAUAUUGAAGAUAAGCGUAGUUAAAUUACAUUUUUCCAUUGUAUUACGUGAGUAGCAACGAUGAUCGAAUCAUGGUCGAUGGGACCCGGUACUUUAGAAGUACCAUUAUCGUUGUUUGCAAAAAACAGAAAAAGGCUUACAGAAAAAUUACAGAAUGGACAAGUUGUAGUAUUACAAGGAGGUGAUAGCAUCAGCCAUUAUGACACUGAUAUUGAAUAUGUUUUCCGACAGGAAGCAUAUUUUACUUGGGUGUGUGGUGUUCGUGAGCCCGGCUGCUACUUUGCUUUAGAUGUCAAAACAGGAAAGGCACAUUUGUUUGUGCCACGCCUACCAGAAGAAUAUGAAGUUUGGAUGGGUAAACUACUAUCUCCGUCAGAGUUUAAGAAAAUAUAUGGAGUUGAAGAAGUACAUUACGUAGAUGAGCUUACAGAUGUACUAAAAUCCCUCAAACCUGAUGUUUUACUCACUCUUAGUGGGCCCAAUUCGGACAGUGGCUUAACAGCAAAAGAAGCAGUAUUUGCUGGUAUUGAUGAGUUCAACAUAGACAAUGAAAUACUAUUUCCGAUUAUUGCUGAACUGCGAGUGAUAAAGACCCCGGAGGAGAUUGAGGUUAUGAGAUAUGUCUGCAAAAUAUCAUCUGAUGCACAUAAACAGGUGAUGCUGUUCACGCGGCCCGGGCUCAUUGAGUACCAGUGCGAAUCUGUUUUCCUGGACCACUGCUACCGCGUGGGCGGCUGCCGGCACGUGUCGUACACCUGCAUCUGCGGCUCCGGACACAACGGUGCCACGCUGCACUACGGACACGCCGCCGCCCCCAACGCCAAGAUGGUUCACGACGGUGACAUGUGUUUGUUCGACAUGGGCGGCAACUACGCAGGAUACGCCGCGGACAUCACGUGCUCCUUCCCCGCCAACGGCAAGUUCACUGAUGACCAGAAGUUGAUCUACGAGGCUGUCCUUAAAGCCCGAGACGCAGUCGUGAGGGAAGCAAAGCCUGGAGUUCUGUGGACUGAUAUGCAUUUGACAGCUAAUCGUGCAAUGUUGGAGCAUUUGAAAGAAGGCAACUUGCUGAAAGGUGAUGUGGAGAAGAUGAUUGAGCAUGGAGUAAACGGUAUCCUUCAGCCGCACGGUCUCGGUCACCUGCUGGGCCUGGAUGUGCACGACGUGGGCGGAUACCUACCGCACUGCCCGCCGAGGGGGCAAGGGCCGCUCGCUAGACUGCGGACAGCUCGAGCUUUGAAAGCGGGCAUGAUUCUUACCAUAGAGCCUGGAUGCUACUUCAUAGAUAGACUUCUGGAUGGCGCUCAAAACAACCCGGAACAAUCGCAAUUCUUCAAUUGGGAUAGAGUCAAUCAAUUCAGAGGUUUUGGAGGCGUUCGUAUCGAGGAUGACGUUCUUAUUACAGAAAAUGGAGUUGAAAAUUUAACCUUCGUACCGAGAACUGUCGAGGAAAUUGAAGAUUUUAUGGCAAAUGGUGCAAACUUCAAAUAAAUAAACAAUUAAUCAUAUACAUAACAUAAUCAACAAACAUAUAUGUAUGAAAUUAAUGUACAAAAAUUUGAAGACUGUAUUAUAUGUGUAAAUUUAAAUCCAUAUAAUAUUUAAGUGAAAUAUGAAAUAAUAUAUUAUGUGUAAUAUAUAAUAUUUAAUUUGGAAUAAA